AUGAAUAUCAGCGCUGGUGAUUUUGCUUGUGUAGCUGAUACACUUUUACUUACUAUACGAAAAUUUACUGUCGAAAAUAAUCGAACUCGUGAUGUUUCAUUAGAAACAAGAAAUACUGAUAUAAGACAAUCAAUAUUUAAUCGAACAAGUGGAUCUGUUAUUCGAAAUGUAACACUUCCUGAAAAUAUUUUUAUUAAUUGUAAUGAAGGCAUUGGACAAGAACAAGGCUUUAUUAUUAUUCAACCAGAUCUAGUUCAAUUAGUACCAGUUAUUAAUGAUAUUCGAAUUAAAUCUUCAACAUUUUAUUUUGGAAAUUAUGUUCAAGGUCUUAUUCAAGCUAAUAAUAUUAAUAAUCUAUUUCUCAGUGGUAAUUAUCUAGCAACAAACAGUUCUAGAUCAUUAAUAUCCAUAUGUAAUAGUCGAAAUCUUAUUGCAUAUAAUAAUACAAUCGUUAAUAUUCAAUCAAAAAUAGAUGAAUAUAAUACAUUUGAUAAAACAAAUUCACGUCAAAUGAAUUUGAGUAGUCUGAUUGAUUUACCUUCAUUAGCAUUUAACUAUUCGUUUCCUCACUCUGUUAUCAUUACAGAUUUAUCCCAUCCAAAUCAGAAACAUGUGUUCAUUUCUGAUAACCAUAAAACUAAUAAAAUUUUGACCAAUGUAUCACGCAAUUCAUAG
Messenger RNA from Rotaria sp. Silwood2, 675 nucleotides. NCBI's taxonomy places the organism in Eukaryota, Metazoa, Rotifera, Eurotatoria, Philodinida, Philodinidae. The record is from the annotation of a GenBank genome assembly.